AUGAGUGAAACGCGCAUUCGCGCAUGCAUAUGCUCAUUUGACUUGUCCGGCACUACGGCAAACCGGCAAAACUCGGUCGCAGUGAUAUCGAUGGCAGUCACUGUGGCCCCGUCUGGUGUUACAAUCUUUUCAGAUGCCUUCGUGACGACAGACCUGAUGACCCAGCUCGGUUGGCCCGAUGAUGAUAAGAUCAGGCGAUUGCGAUCAGAGGACGAGACGGUAUUGUGCACCGAAGGGACCGGAGACCCCACCCAACUCUACUUCCUGCAAGAUCUUCUCCACAGAGGCCCAUUAAACGCCUCGCCCGAACAAUAA
Messenger RNA from Penicillium diatomitis, 315 nucleotides. RefSeq lists its product as uncharacterized. Bases 1 to 315 code for a protein of 104 amino acids. The transcript has a single exon. The record is from RefSeq and is a predicted model, not a curated record. Lineage: Eukaryota; Fungi; Ascomycota; Eurotiomycetes; Eurotiales; Aspergillaceae.